Messenger RNA from Coffea eugenioides, 1730 nucleotides. RefSeq names its product berberine bridge enzyme-like 28. NCBI's taxonomy places the organism in Eukaryota, Viridiplantae, Streptophyta, Magnoliopsida, Gentianales, Rubiaceae. The coding region runs from base 8 to 1657 and encodes 549 amino acids. Gene Ontology annotation, molecular function: oxidoreductase activity; FAD binding. The transcript has a single exon. The record is from RefSeq and is a predicted model, not a curated record.
UACCACUAUGUUGAACAAAAUCUUAAAGACUUUAUUAUUGAUUUACAUUCCUUUUCAUCUAAUUCUAACAUCAAGUUCAAGUUUGGUUCCUCAAAGCUUCAUCCAUUGCCUUGCACAAAAGGUUUCUUCUUCAAAUGUUUCCGCUCUCAGUGUCAUGUAUGUUCCGAAGAAUUCGUCCUAUAUGUCUAUAUUGGAUUAUACCAUUCACAAUCUUAGAUUCUUGACACCUAACACCGCAAAACCACUAGCCAUUAUCACCCCUCUAGAUUAUUCUCAUGUUCAAGCCACGGUAAAGUGUUGCAAAAAGAGUGGAUUGCAAAUCAGAAUCCGAAGUGGUGGGCAUGAUUAUGAAGGCAUGUCGUACAGAUCUGAAGUUCCUUUCGUCAUUCUCGACCUCAAUAACCUGAGGUCCAUUAGCAUUGACAUUGAGGACAACAGUGCAUGGGUUGAGUCUGGUGCAACAAUAGGCGAAUUAUACUAUUGGACUGCUCAGAAAAGUCCUAUUCAUGGCUUUCCAGCAGGCCUUUGUCCAACUGUUGGUAUAGGUGGACAUGUUAGUGGUGGCGGAGUAGGUAAUUUGAUUAGAAAGUAUGGACUAGCUGCAGAUAAUGUCAUCGAUGCACACAUAGUUGAUGUUCAGGGUCAAAUUCUAGACAGGAAAUCUAUGGGAACUGAUCUAUUUUGGGCUAUAAGAGGAGGUGGAGGAGCAAGUUUUGGAAUCAUAGUUGCCUGGAAAAUCAAGCUUGUCCAUGUUCCACCUAUAGUCACUGUUUUCAAAUUAACCAAGACUAUGGAGGAAGGAGCUGUAGAUCUGAUUUACAAAUGGCAAUAUGUAGCACACAAGCUAAGUGAAGAUUUGCUCUUUAGAAUCACGAUAUCAUCGCGAAUCGGGAUGCCGGGAAUUGAAGCAACUUUCAGUUCACUGUUCCUUGGUAGACCUAAUCAGCUCCAGAAAAUCAUGCAGGAGAGCUUCCCUGAGAUUGGUUUGAGAAAAGAAGACUGUAUUGAAAUGAGUUGGAUUGAGUCCGUCCUCCUGUUUGCAGGGUAUCAAAGAGGAGAAUCCAUAGACUCCCUUAAAAAUAGAAUAAACCCGCUACCUGAUGGUUACUUCAAAGGCAAGUCAGACUUGGUUCACAAGGCUAUACCUUUUGAGGCAUUGAAAGAGUUCUGGAAGCAGUGUUCAGAUGCAAAUGCUCAUAUCAUCCACAUAGAACUGCAUCCAUAUGGUGGAAGAAUGAACGAGAUAUCAGAAUCAGAAACUCCAUAUCCGCACAGGAAAGAUGUGCUAUAUGAAAUCCUCUACCUAGUGUUAUGGAUGAAGGAUAAAAAUGGUGAAUCUACACAAAAGAACAUCAACUGGAUAAAAGAGUUGUAUGAGUUCAUGACUCCUUAUGUGUCAAAAGGGCCAAGAGGUGCUAUUUGGAAUAUUAGAGAUCUUGAUUUAGGAGCAAAUGGUGCUUCUGACACUAGUUAUUCUAAGGCUAAGGCAUGGGGAUCAAGGUAUUUCAAGAAUAAUUUUAAGAGGUUGGCUGUGAUCAAAGGUGAAGUUGAUCCAAAGAAUUUUUUCUACUACGAGCAAAGCAUUCCACCUCUGGUUUUGCAUUCAAAAAGAAAGUGUCCAAGAGCAAAUUUCAAUUUUCUUGAUAAAUGUCCUUAAGGAAUGGUGAACUACUAAUGUAUCUUAAUUUUUUUUUGAUAUUGUAAAAAUGCAUCUUUGUGCAAUAUUCUGU